GGGAAAGCAGUACUUUGACGACUGCGCACAAACACGAGGAAAUCUCCUGUUAAUACAUACUCGAGCGAAGAUGGCGGCUGUGGUGGAGAAUGUAGUCAAAGUCCUUGGGGAGCAGUACUAUAAGGAUGCCAUGGAGCAGUGCCAUAACUACAAUGCCCGUCUCUGUGCGGAAAGAAGCGUCCACAUGCCCUUCUUGGACUCCCAGACUGGAGUGGCCCAAAGCAACUGCUACAUCUGGAUGGAGAAACGACACAGGAGUCCAGGGACUGCUCCAGGGCAGCUGUACACCUAUCCCGCUCGCCGCUGGAGGAAGAAGCGACGGGCACAUCCUCCUGAGGACCCCCGCCUUGCCUUCCCUCCCCUCAAAUCAGAGGUGGAGCUGGCUCUGAAGAAGGACGUCCUCCCCCCUGCGGACGGCAGCAGCCUGGAGGCCCUGCUGAAGGCGGAGCCCCAGGAGAAGCGCGGCACCCCGGAGCUGCGGGGCCCGGAGGAGGAGCCCAGCGUGCCGGAGAUCACCGGGAGCACCCACAACUCCUCCACCCGCCUGAGGAAGAGAAUCCUGGAGCCUGAUGACUUCCUGGACGACCUGGACGAUGAAGACUAUGAGGAGGACACCCCGAAGAGACGAGGCAAAGGGAAGGGGAAGGGUCGUGGGGUGAGCAGCAGCCGGAAGAAGAUGGACGCUGCAGCCGCUGCUCUGGAGGACCGCGACAAGCCUUACGCCUGCGACAUCUGCGGGAAGCGCUACAAGAACCGCCCGGGCCUCAGCUACCAUUACGCGCACUCCCACCUGGCCGAGGAGGAGGGCGAGGACAAGGAGGACCUGGAGGUGCACACCCCCAUCCCACACCACCCAGAGGAGCACAAGACUCCCAAGAAAGGACCAGAUGGCCUGGCACUUCCCAAUAAUUACUGUGACUUCUGUCUGGGUGACUCAAAAAUCAACCACAAGACGGGCCAGUCGGAGGGGCUGGUGUCCUGCUCCGACUGCGGCCGCUCAGGUCACCCGUCCUGCCUGCAGUUCACUCCGGUCAUGAUGGCGGCGGUGAAGACUUACCGCUGGCAGUGCAUCGAGUGCAAGUGCUGUAACAUCUGCGGCACCUCUGAGAAUGACGACCAGCUGUUGUUUUGUGAUGACUGUGAUCGAGGAUACCACAUGUACUGCCUCAGCCCUCCCAUGUCUGAGCCUCCUGAAGGAAGCUGGAGUUGUCACUUGUGUUUGGAUCUGUUGAAAGACAAGGCCUCGAUAUACCAGAACCAGAACGCACCUCCAUCCUGAUGAGCUACCCCCCCCCCCCCCCUCUCCCGCUCCCAUCCGUCAAGUCCCCGAGACCGCUCCCCUUCAGACCUUCGGUAGGAGUCACGCAGGGGGGGCCGCCCCUGACAGAAGCCACUUUUUCCCCACCCUGGAGUAACGCACGCACAAUGGAGCCCCCCCCCCCCCCCCCCAAAACCCAACAGCCUUCUCAAAGCUUCUCCACCUCCCCCUCCCCACAAACCCUUCUGGGUUCCUGCUUACUGUGACUCUGUGUUCCUCAGAAAGUUGCGGCAUACUUGUUCUGUCAAUAUUGGGUUUUUGUAAGUGGCACAUUAUAUUAUGUUGGCAUAUGUCUGUUUUGUGGACAUAAACAUGAAGACAUGAAGGUCCCCCGGAUGGUACCUUAACGCGCAGUAUUCAUCCUCGCAUACGCUGUUAGCGGGGUAUAGCAGAGUUAUGCAGUUUCCGUGGUGGUCUGAACAGAGCGGACUUCCGUGGCCGUGACAAGCCGUCCAGUGUGCACAGCGUGUUGAGAAGAACCGUACAACAGCCACAUCUCAUUUCCAUCCAACUCUCGUUUUAAUCAUCGAUAAAGGCCGCUGUCUCUCAGAGUUUUAAGGCGUCCGUUGUAUGUAGAAGGCGGUUAUAGUCGGAGUCAAUGGGCAUGCCAGUGCUUGUUUGUUGAGAAAGCCGUAAAUGUUUUGUAUAUUUAUAUAUUUGUAAGGAUAUAUAGGUGUGAAUAGUUCUAAAAAAAGAAAAAAAGUGAAAUGAUAGAAAGCUUGUCAGUUGAUGGUCUUGUCCAGGGUUGUCUUUAGCAGGAAAAGUUCAAUCUUAAUGGUGCUCGUGGAACAGGUGAAAUGGUACUGGUCAGUUCAGUCCCAGUCACUGCUGCUGUUCUGUCAAGACAGUGCUGGUAUUUUUAAUGAGUCAUAUCAACAGGUCAGAAUUGAGAACUUAAUGAAUGGAACGGGUGUUCCUGUACUAAGUUGGCAGAGCGCAUUCGUAAGUGGAAUAAACGUGAGCUGUUUUUCCAACAGGACAGGUCUGAGCGCACCAAUACAGGGGUACAGAAACGGUGUUCCCUCUCAGUCCUACCCUUGCCUUCCACUCACAGAAUUACUGUUUUUCUGCGCUGUUUUUGAAGUUAGUUCGGUUCCCUUUUAUCUGAUCCACUUCCCGGCUCACAGAACUCUGAUUUUUAGAUGGGGGCUUUUCUCCCUGACACUGAUCUUAAGACCCAGCUGGAGCAGUGACUGGGUUCUGAGCACACACUGUUUACACCUCCAUCUGCUGCUCUGGCCCAGGCAGUGCUGCCCUAAACAAGUGUGUUCUGCUGCGCUAAACAAGUGUGUUCUGCUGCCCUGGGCGAGUGUGUUCUGCUCCCCUGAGUGUGUGUGUUCUGCUCCCCUGAGGGAGUGUGUUCUGCUCCCCUGAGCGUGUGUGUUCUGCUCCCCUGAGCGAGUGUGUUCUGCUCCCCUGAGUGUGUGUGUUCUGCUCCCCUGAGUGUGUGUGUUCUGCUCCCCUGAGUGUGUGUGUUCUGCUCCCCUGAGGGAGUGUGUUCUGCUCCCCUGAGCGUGUGUGUUCUGCUCCCCUGAGCGUGUGUGUUCUGCUCCCCUGAGUGUGUGUGUUCUGCUCCCCUGAGUGUGUGUGUUCUGCUCCCCUGAGUGUGUGUGUUCUGCUGCCCCUGAGUGUGUGUGUUCUGCUGCCCCUGAGGGAGUGUGUUCUGCUCCCCUGAGCGAGUGUGUUCUGCUGCCCUGAGCGAGUGUGUUCUGCUGCCCCUGGCGAGUGUGUUCUGCUGCCCCGGGCGAGUGUGUUCUGCUGCCCCGGGCGAGUGUGUUCUGCUGCCCCGGGCGAGUGUGUUCUGCUGCCCCGGGCGAGUGUGUUCUGCUCUCUUUCCCUGCCACAAGAGGCAGGUUGUCUAAAUCUAGGAUUAAUACAUUUCACACAUUUCGGGAACGCUAUAAAUGUUUUUGUCACAGGUUUUGACCAUAUCUUUCAGAGUGAAUUUAAAUAUCACGCAAAAUGCAAAUUUUAUUAGUUUAUAACUAGCAACCAGAAUUGAUAUUUAAUGUGACCGUUAAUGUGGUUCUUUCCUGGGGGGAGAGAAAUCUGAUUUAAACCUAUUGAUUUGACCAAACCAGGUUAGCUUCCUUCCUUCCCCAGUCGAGCGAGUGCUUGCAGUUUAUCGAUGCCGGGAGCAGCUGCUGUGUACCUGACCUGGGUCAAAUACAUAAUCUUUUUAGAUUAAAAUACUUUUCCACGCUGAACUGAGCUUGCCUGGUGUAUUGGAACCUAUGAAAUACUCUCAAAAAAAACACAGCCACCCUUCCUUCUGUUCCCCUUGAUUGGCUCAAUUGCAUCAGGCAAGAUCAAGCCGAGUACAGAAAAUUAUUUGAAUGAAAAAAAACAAUUAUGUAUUCGACCCAAGUCUGCCGUGUACAUCCAGGGCUGCGUUUGAGAAGCACAGGUAACGUUUGAGAUUCAGAGUGACCGAGGCGUGCCACCUCCACUGCACAGCCAGGAGAGGGCGCAGUUGGUCUAUGAUCGGCCUCCUUCAUUGGUCUGAACUUGCAGGAGGAUUCUGGAUGACGAGUCAUGCCGUUGUCUCUCCUGCCGACACCUCCAUCUCGAUACUGUGACGUUCUGAUUUUCAGGACCGUGGAACUUCACAACUGAGAGGUUUUUCGGUGAUGGCACAGUUGUUGGCUCAGAUAAUAUUUUCAGUGACGGGAAUAAAUCUAUAGGUAGAGAAUAGAGAUCUAAUGCAGCUGCACAAAUGGCAAAGUCCUUCCUCGGUGCGUCGAGGGAUUUAAUACUUUUUAUAGUGACAUGCGUCUGUUAUUGGACUCUUUAUAGCUGGAUGCUUUGUAAACUUUUUUUAACUGUCAUGAAUAGUAUUUACCAUUGUUAUAUAUAGUGUUAUUCUUACCAAUUUAAAAUGCCAAUAUUUACAGAGGGACAUAAUAUUACGAUGUAGACGCACAACUGAGAAUCGCAAAAAAAACCAUAGUAGCUUAAAAAAAAAAGAAAAAAAAGGAAAAAAAAGUUCCCAUGGGUGAAGAUUCUCACUUAAUAUUGGUUAUAUUCCCUAACUUUGUCUAGUGCUGUUGACUUGUCUUAAAGCCACGAUGUACCUCAUGUUUAUUAACAGUAUUUAAAAUGAAGAAAAAAAAAACAGUGCAUCAGGCAAAAUGGCUGGCAAUCUGCAGUUUCACGACCACAAAUACUCUGUAAUUAGGUGUUUACAAUCAACUGCAUGUGAACCACACACUGUUUUUCAUUUACUCUCAAUUUGUCUAUUGUGGGGAUGUUAAAGAUUGAGAAUAUUUGUAAUAUCGUUUAGUUAAUCAUGUUUUAUCCAUGUCCAGCUAAUCAUGUAUACUAUAAUGAAACUUCAGCAUACAUUUUUACAUUAUAGAAACAUGCUGAUUGUUUUCACACAUUUCACACACGCGUAUGUUUUAUAGGUUUUACUCAUUUUGAAUACCUGUAUUUGUGUUACCAUAUCCUGUCUGUUUAUGGUACGUGUACAGUUUUGUCCUUUUUUAAAGUUAAUUAAACUUUGGCACUGAUUACA
Molecule: messenger RNA, 4835 nt
Organism: Conger conger (European conger)
Lineage: Eukaryota; Metazoa; Chordata; Actinopteri; Anguilliformes; Congridae
Product: zinc finger protein ubi-d4-like
Exons: 11
Coding region: 71-1279 (402 amino acids)
Biological process (GO): nervous system development
Cellular component (GO): nBAF complex
Source: RefSeq, a predicted model, not a curated record